AUGAGGGAUGGGUUCUUAGAGGCCGUUCGUUCAAGGAACGCCGUCUACCAGGAGAGCAGCUCCUUUGUCACGGACAAUCAACGUCUGAUACAACAGGUCGAGGGCCUCAAGAGGCAACUUCACAAGUACGAGCAUGCUUCUCUCUCAGCUGCUCCAGUUCCCGCGUUGCGAUCUGGUCCAGACGAGCUCGAAGACUGCAUGAAGCUCUCCCCCCUCCUUUGGCCUCGUCUGGCAUUCGGAAUGCUGCAGAAACUACCGCAGAUUCAGGAUGCAGAGUUCGUUGAAGCGGUGCGAGCAGUCUGUGCUGAAGCGCAGGAGCAGUGGCAACGGGAGGCGGAGGGAGGGAAGCAGCAUGAUGGAGAUGCGUCUCGCUCAUGCUCUCCUGCUUCUGUUGGUGAAGUGAUGAACAAGUUCGCUACGCACAUGGCCAAGUGCAUGAUGCUGCGGGGUGAUGUCAACCUGCACAUGUUGCAGCGAGGAUUGAAACGUUUCAGGCAGCUCAUGCUCGAGAUCUGCUGGUCCAGAGCAUCUGAGAGUGACCAGACCCUGGAAGCCUCGCAGAUGGGGGGGAGAAAGGAAGUUGCACCAAACCUGAGGGUGCAAAUGAGCGGAGAGUAUCUAGAGACGCACCAGAAAGUCGCGCAGCUAGAGAUGACGCUGUUCAGUACUCAGUCUGAACUCUUCUCUACAUACCAACAGCUUGCAAAGAGUGGGAAAGAGAUCGCAGCGUUGAGGAAACAGCUGUCCUCCUUGCGAGCUGACAUGAUCAUCAUGCAGAAGCAGCUGGCAGAUGAGAUCGACCUGUUCAGCCAAGUGAAGGAGGAAAACAAGGUUCAAGCUGAGAUCAUCAAAACUCACACCAUCGUUGCUCAACAGCAGACGGCUCUCAAGGAAGAAAUCGCGCUGCUCUCCGAGGAUCUCGCCGCUGCAAACUCAAAGAGCAGCCUACACGAACGGAACCAUCACACCGUGACUCAAUGUCAACAUGAGUACUCCCUUCUCUGUGAUAAGUUGAUGUCUCUCAGCAAGAGCUCGAUCCACGAGCUUGUCAAGUGCAAGUCUUGUCAGUACGACAUCUACAACCUUCAGGCAAAGUUGCAGAACUUCAUCGUGGAGAAUCUGUCGCAAGAUCAGCAGCAGGUCGUGGAGUUUCUAAAGCAGGAAGUGUUUUCCCUCCUCCUCCGAUACGACAAGGAGGAUGCUCAACGGGACCCAGAAGACGCAGAGGUGUCUCUUGACAAGCUCUGGCAGGCGCUGGAAGACAUCGAGCUCGAUAGGAAUCACAUUGACAGGACUUUGAGGAAAAAUCUAGCAGAUGCAGAAGAGGAGAGCAAGCAGAUGUCGGAUCGUCUCUACACCAACUCCUCUCUCCGCAAGGAAACUCGUAGCAUCUCCCUCCCCAGCGCACCCAGCACUGGGCAGGACGGGAAUUUCUACAUCAUGGGGUUGAGAAACGGCUCGCCAGCUGCUGUUUGUGGGCAGAUCAAGGUGGGAAACGAGCUGAAGGAGAGCUGA
This is a messenger RNA of Guillardia theta CCMP2712, 1515 nucleotides long. RefSeq lists its product as hypothetical. The record is from RefSeq and is a predicted model, not a curated record. Lineage: Eukaryota; Cryptophyceae; Pyrenomonadales; Geminigeraceae. The transcript has 4 exons. The coding region runs from base 1 to 1515 and encodes 504 amino acids.